UCUGGCAUGUUUGUGUCGGGUGUAUACAGUUGCAGUCCUAACUAGCUAGAUACAUUCCAGGAGUUUUUUAAUUAUCCCAGCGGAGGUACGCUUCAGCAUGUUCGUGCAUACAUCAUUAAUUAUACGUCCGAAUAGUCCCAUUAUGUGUAACCUGAUUGAUAUACGAAUAUAUUUGGGGAAUUAUAGGAUUACAAAUUGACAGGAAUAUGGAUUUCCUCUGUCCGAGUACCUUCACCAGGCGAAUAUUUGAGAAAAUAGCCGACAUGGGAACUAUGGACAGAGCGAAACCGUAAUACACAGAAAACACAAUGAAUCUAGCUGAAAAAGUCAUUGAAGGCACUAUUCUAUCAAUCAUUUGGAUUUUCACUUUCCUUGGAAACAUUUCAUUGUGGAUCAUAAUCCUGCGGACUCGAGGAUUAAGAGAACAAUCCUACCACAUGCUUCUCAUCCUGUCAUUCGCAGACCUUCUCGUCUCUGCCGUGAGCAUGCCCAUCACUGUGGUCACCAUAGCCGCAGGUGAUUGGCUGUUCUCGGAUGCGACGUGCAUUGCGAUUGGCUUCCUGACGAUGCUGACGUUCAUCGCCAGUGUGAUGUCACUGGGUGCCAUCAGCCUGAACCGGUACGUGAAGAUCUGCCAAGCGCGCCACUACCAGCGGAUAUACACGUCACGCAACGUCGCUCUCAUGGCAGUCGGAGUGUGGACCUUGUCGUUACUCCUUGCAAUGCCUCCUCUGAUUGGCUGGGGCAAAUACGACUUUCUGCCUACGCAGUCUUUCUGCUUCUGUGAUUGGAAGGCCUCGGUGUCGUACACGAUCUUCAUGAUCACGAUGUGUUUCGGGGGGCCGUGUACCGUGAUGACCUUCUGCUAUGUCAACAUCCUCCGGGUGUUCCGGAAGAGCACGGACCGUCUCUUCGGCUCCGGCAAAUCUCUCUUCAAAUCGUCUCGCUGCCUCGGCAAAGUGAGUCAGGAUCCGAGUUCAGUAUCACAUGGGAAAAUAGAAAUAAAAAUUGUGUCUGUGAGCGCGGUCGAUUCUGUUGGGCAGACGCCAGCGGAAAGUGAGAAUCACGAAAUCUCUUCUCAGAACCUGUUAACGGUGGGGAGGCGUCCCUCGCAGAAGAAAGUGCAGUUAUCGAAGGACAGUUUCAGCCAGUCAAACAGAGACAGUCAAACUGAAAGACGGGCCUUACGCAGACGGCAUGAAGAGUACGUGCUCGCCGUUUCGCUUCUGUUGGUUAUUUUCAUCUUCAUUGUCUGCUGGCUGCCAUUUUGUAUUGCCAUGUUCAUUACCGUAUUUUCCCCCAAUAAGGUGCCCCGCGCCUUUGACAUGUUUGCCUUGCUCCUGGGGUACGCCAACAGUUCCUGCAAUCCGAUUAUCUACGGCUUUAUGAACAAACGUUUCAAACGGGAAUACUGGAAAUUGUUUCGAUAUGUGUUUUCGCAUUGCUGUAAGCGUUUCGCCGUGGAAGACGAUUCCUUUGACCGGACAGCGGUCGGUAGUCAGUCUAGAUGUCCCAGUGAUAACUAGCCCUAUGUGUUGCAUGUCAUAUUCUUACUGUUGACACUAGCUGUUUGUUUAACAGAACAUCAGUGACACACGUUGUGAUGACACACGUUAUGAUUACCUUUCUGGUGUGCACGUAUCUAACGCAUGUCCUUGGUGAUGGUGUGAUGUUGAUCAUCGUCAUAAUAAUCAUGAGAUUAAAAUGAUGUGGUGUGAUGAUAAUGAUGAUGAUUUACAUUACAUGCCCAUGAUAUAAGGUAAGACAUUGGUCUGACCAUGACCAUGACGACGACGAUGUUGAUGUGUGUUCGUAUUAUCCAAUGAAGGUUCGAGACUGCUAUCCUCUCAACGCAUGCACCUUGUAUCUGCCCGGGGUUGGUGUGAGAGAGGAAACUCGCUGUCUCUGCCAGGGUUAAGUCUGCUUAUUUAUAACAGGAAAUCAGUUUGUGUGUUAAUCAGAAAUAUCUUAACACCGUCAGCAAACUCGGGGACAGUGGCGUUAACCGAUGUGCUUAACAGUCGAGUUGGAUACCAAAGAAAACACCAUCAAACCUUUAUUGGAUGUAAGCACGAAAAUAGGUUGUUAUAAGACUUAAUGACUGGGACAUACUCAAACCACAGGUACCCCCAAACAACAACCCCAGGGAUAACGUCAUGGUCAUAAAAAAAUGAUAACUGUACUGAAUAUGGUUUUGGUAUGAGGAUUUAUAAUUUUAAUAUUUACAAAAGUGGAUACAAUUUCACUCGGCUUUUGGUCUGGCAUUCUUUUUACUUACAAUUUGCAAUAUGUUGCUACGCAGUUUUAGAAAUAUUUGAUCCCAGGGCCUACAAUGUUCAAUGAAUGUGACAUUCAUAGCCGUACGGGGAUAAUGAGUAUGAAAUAUUAAAAUUACAGUCCCCGUACGUUUUAGACAAUAUUUGAGUUAUGGGCAAAAGAUUUUCACUGAAUGUGGCAAAUAGCCGUAAAGUAAUGGGCGAGAAAUGUCACAGUUAUAGUCUCUAUACUUCUUUUAAUAAUCCUAUUUUCAGCAGGGUUAUCGUUUUUAAUGGCCAACUGAUAUAUUUGCCGUUUGGAGUACUUCGAUUUGACUUUAUUUAAACUUUAAUGUAUAAUAAUAACUAACUAACAAAUUAAUUACGAUGCAGUGUGCUGUUACCGGUAUACUGUCACUUACAGACUACACUCACGCGAUGGGCUGUACGCCGCGUCACAAGUCGAUAAUGAUCAUGACAUACUGAGUUUACAGUGGCGGAUCUAGAAAAUCCAUUUGGGGGGGGGGGGGGGGCAGUGCUAUGAGACAGAAUGCCAAGGGAACUUUGGGGGAGGUUUGGAGGGGGAUCGUAAAUAAAUGAAAAUUAAUAUAUAAUAAAAUUAUAACUCGCAAAAAUUGUGGGGGCGGGCCCCUCCCCCCCCCCCCCCACCCCCACCCCCACCCCCACCCCUAGAUCCACCUCUGGUUUACUUAUUAUACAAACCAUCAAACAGUGUACACAACAAUGCACAAUGCUUAAACUUCGCACAUGAUUUGGAAACUAAUAUCCUGUUGUAAGUGCAGAUGUCAACAAGCUCAUCAGUGCCAGGAUGCAAAUACCCACUGAGUGAAUGGAACCCAUUCACAGCACGGACAAAGACGAGAGUCGACCUCUAGUGGGAAGUACAAAGGUUAAAUAUCGCACUAGGAUAUUUAUAAUUAUAUGGGAGUCAAUAAAAUGCGAAUACUCCAGGGACGGGCUUUGUUUGAAUGUGAUUAAAUUCUAUUUCAGUAAUUUACAAUAAAGUGGAUUACUAUCAUA
This is a messenger RNA of Gigantopelta aegis, 3296 nucleotides long. Its product is annotated as melatonin receptor type 1A-like. Gene Ontology annotation, cellular component: membrane. Gene Ontology annotation, biological process: G protein-coupled receptor signaling pathway. Gene Ontology annotation, molecular function: G protein-coupled receptor activity. The transcript has 3 exons. The coding region runs from base 309 to 1526 and encodes 405 amino acids. The record is from RefSeq and is a predicted model, not a curated record. Lineage: Eukaryota; Metazoa; Mollusca; Gastropoda; Neomphalida; Peltospiridae.